UAUUAGUUUGUGCAUACUAGGUGUGGACAUGUGAGAUUAAUGUCUUAAGGACUAGUCCGGGCCAAAUCAGCCACUCUUUUGACAAAACUGGCCGGUGGUUCCGGGUCGGAACCAUAACCAGGGGAGAGUUUGGGGACUCAAUCCUGGGUCUGCCGCUGGCCAUAUAAACUACAAAUUUAUCCAUGCCCAGUGGAGGAUCUAUGUACGGGCUAUGGUAGGCUGAAGCCCGGGGCAACUUAGAAAUUUUUCAAUUUUUAGUGGUGAGGGUCUAGAAGGAAAACUAAUUGUCCAUUUUCUGCUGAAGUCUGAGUUUUUCCCUAUGUGCCUUCGUUGCAUGGAACUUGGUGAUGAGCUCACUCAGACGGUUUCAGCUUGGGUGAUACUGAAGAUAGUGAUGGAAGAUGAGGGGUUGAAGUACUGCACUGCGUAUGGGGCACGGUUCUUCCAACUGGUUCGUGUACUCGCACAAGCGGUAGACCGACUCCCUGAGAGGCAGCCGUGUUUACGCUUACUAAGACUCCUUAUUCGCUGUUACCUUAGGCUCUGCGAAGCUCCAAGGGCAAUGUAUGCUUUUAAGAACUCUAUUCCUGCAAGAAUGACCCAAGAAAAAUUCAUCAACUUUCUUCGUGACGAUCCACAGUGUGCAAGAAUGCUGCAACAACUGUUUCUCAAUGUCACUACCCACUAGAUCGAAUAGACGAAAGAAAGACCAAUAAAAGAAAGACGAAUAAAGUAUUUAGAUGUAUGCCUUGUAUCCUCAAAAUGUAUGUGUUUUUUAUGCAUGUUUUUAUUGUUAUGGAGGAUUUUAUCAUUCAGGAUAUUCUACCGUGCACUGUUUCAGCUAAUGGAUUUAUGGUGUAGAUGUAACA
Cuscuta epithymum is the source of this 869-nucleotide messenger RNA. NCBI's taxonomy places the organism in Eukaryota, Viridiplantae, Streptophyta, Magnoliopsida, Solanales, Convolvulaceae. The record is from the annotation of a GenBank genome assembly.